GCCGCCACAGGCCGCAGAGGGGCCCUCGGAGCGGCGCGGAGGCGGCCGCGGCGCGGCCGGUAUGAGCCAGGUGCCGAGGAAGCUGCAGGAGGAGGAGGAGGGCGACGAGGAGGAGGAAGAGGAGGAGGAGAUCGUGGGGCUGGCGGGCUACGGCGACGGGGCCGAGUCCUUCUCGGAUGGGGACGCGGAGAGCGGCGGCGACGAGACGUUUUUGGAUUUCAAUGAUCCCUUCAGUACUGAAGUUAAACCAAGAAUCCUGCUCAUGGGAUUGAGAAGAAGUGGGAAGUCUUCCAUUCAGAAGGUUGUCUUUCACAAAAUGUCACCAAAUGAGACCCUCUUCUUGGAGAGCACCAACAAGAUCUGCAGAGAGGAUGUUUCCAACAGCUCCUUCGUCAACUUUCAGAUAUGGGAUUUUCCUGGGCAAAUUGACUUCUUUGACCCUACCUUUGAUUAUGAGAUGAUUUUCAGAGGCACUGGAGCACUGAUAUUUGUUAUUGAUUCUCAGGAUGAUUAUAUGGAGGCAUUAGCUCGGCUGCAUCUUACUGUGACCAGAGCCUAUAAAGUGAAUCCCGAUAUCAACUUUGAAAUCUUUAUCCAUAAAGUGGAUGGCUUAUCAGAUGACCACAAGAUUGAAACGCAAAGAGAUAUUCACCAGAGAGCAAAUGAUGACCUUGCGGAUGCUGGAUUGGAGAAAAUUCACCUCAGCUUUUAUCUGACAAGCAUAUAUGAUCAUUCUAUAUUUGAAGCCUUUAGCAAAGUGGUACAGAAACUGAUUCCACAGCUCCCAACACUGGAAAACCUACUUAACAUCUUUAUUUCAAAUUCUGGUAUUGAAAAAGCAUUUUUAUUUGAUGUAGUCAGUAAAAUCUAUAUUGCAACGGACAGUACUCCGGUGGAUAUGCAGACUUACGAGCUUUGCUGUGAUAUGAUAGAUGUUGUGAUUGACAUUUCUUGUAUAUAUGGGCUCAAAGAUGAUGGUACUGGGACUCCUUAUGACAAAGAAUCAAUGGCAAUCAUAAAACUGAACAACACAACUGUCCUGUAUUUGAAAGAAGUGACAAAAUUCCUUGCUCUUGUUUGCUUUGUAAGAGAAGAAAGCUUUGAGAGAAAAGGAUUAAUAGACUACAACUUCCAUUGCUUUCGGAAAGCCAUACAAGAAGUGUUUGAAGUGCGCAUGAAAGUGGUGAGAUCUCGGAAGCACCAGAGCCACGCGCGGAAAGACAAAAGGCCGACGGCCAACGGGACAUCCCGGCUGCCGCUGUGACCGCGGCCCCCGCGGCGCUGCCGAGCGCGGCCUCCCUCCGCAGGGAUGGGACUGCUCCAUCUCAUUGCACUGAGUGACGAGGAAGGCAAACAGGACCGACGCGUUGCAGGAAUCUUCUCCGACCCUUCAGAAAGCACUGUUGAAAUAUUUUUAUCCAAACAGGUUUUUGUUUUUUUCAUAGAGUGAGCACUUUGAGCAAAAUGUUGUAUAUAUAAGCAUUGAGGUGAACACUUGUAAGAAUUUUCGUAAUAUAUGCUGUAAACCUUUCUCAUGCCAUAUUAAGAAAAAUCAGCUGUGACAGAAAUACUGGGUACAUAAUUUGCACUUUUUCAUGUUUUCCUUGUGGAGUUGGACUUUGAUAAACUUAGUUUUUAUGGUGAUUUUUGAUGCAUGGUGUCAGGUAAAAUGUAUGCUGUAGUUUAUACACCUGCUAAAAUCAAAUUGGUUAGUAAACAAUCAAGAAAACUCGGUAUAAUGCCUUUUAAAAUUUGUGACAGCUAAUAUCRAACAUUCAUACAGAUCUAAUUUCAUAUAUUUUUCAAUUUGUAAACUGAAGAAUUAUUUUGAAGUAUGAUAGCAAUAAGCACCUUGCCAGGGAUCAUAACUGGUAGGUAAAUAAUUAGCUUUUAUAAAACAGGCUUUUGGCCAAAUUUUACCCGGAGUUCUCCAUAACACUGGUAGUGCCCUCUGUUGGGUCUGUUUUUAUUCUUUACCUCAACAUAUGCCACUAAAAUACCUUUCUAUAAAGAUAAUUGUUUUGUAAAAUGGCUCUAUGUUGCAGUGGUGUUUUUCUAAGGCUCUGGAGGAGGGUGGUGCAUGUGUAAGGUUGAAUUUACACGGGCCAGCUUGUUUAGAGAGUCCUUGCAUCUGCAGCUGGUGCACGGAAGAAUCUGUAUGGAUUCUCAUCCUGCCAGUACAAUAACUUAAAAUGCAUUUGUAGGAGAUGCUAGAGAUGUUCGYACUGCGUUUUGAUUUCCCCUAUUUAGGGUACAUUUGUUAUAGAAAUCAAAAGAAAUCUUUCAGAUGAGCACUGGUGAGUCUACCUGCUCUGGUCAUCAGCACACAUAACUGCUUUUUAUUUUGACUUUGAUUGCAAGUGGAUUUGCCACAGGAUCAGCUGGGAUACCAGAGCACUUCCAAAUUUAAGUAGUAGUAGAACUUACCUGCUCAGUUCUGUAUUGAUGGUUUCUUUAGCUGAUGAUCUGAAAUCCUAGUUUCUCGUGGGGAAGCACAACCAUGGUGAGGAAAGCUCUGCUCUGCCCACUCAUCCCCUCCUCUGCCUCGAGCUGGCACAGCUGUGGAGG
Messenger RNA from Nothoprocta perdicaria, 2568 nucleotides. RefSeq names its product Ras related GTP binding D (gene RRAGD). Gene Ontology annotation, cellular component: lysosome; Gtr1-Gtr2 GTPase complex; nucleus. The transcript has 7 exons. Gene Ontology annotation, molecular function: GTP binding; GTPase activity. The coding region runs from base 62 to 1264 and encodes 400 amino acids. Lineage: Eukaryota; Metazoa; Chordata; Aves; Tinamiformes; Tinamidae. The record is from RefSeq and is a predicted model, not a curated record. Gene Ontology annotation, biological process: positive regulation of TOR signaling; cellular response to amino acid stimulus; regulation of autophagy.